AGACCAGAAAAAAUAAACCACAAUAAUUAAACACAAAAUGGAAGUAAAGAACCUCAGCUUCUUUCUCCUUAUCCUAUUCUCCAUCUUCAUUACCACAUGUGUUGGGAAUGAACCCGAGUGCAUAUACAACGUGUACGUGCAAACGGGCUCAAUCAAACGGGCCGGGACACAUUCCACCAUAAGCCUAACCCUAGUUGAUGAAUCCGGGGCCCACGUUGUGGUUCCCAAUCUUGAAGAUUGGGGUAUAAUGGGCCCCGGUUAUAACUACUUCGAGACCGGAUACUUGGAUAUGUUUGCUGGGAAAGGACCGUGUUUAGACGGGCCGGUUUGCGGGUUGAAUCUCACGUCGGAUGGAUCCGGCCCGUAUCAUGGUUGGUACUGUGACUAUGUGGAAGUGAGUGUUGUAGGGGCUCAAAAGCCGUGUUCGCAGCAGCAUUUCACGGUGGAGCAGUGGUUGGCUACCGACACGGAGCCGUAUAAGCUCACUGCCGAUAGGAAUGUGUGCUCGUCGAUCGGAAGUAAAGAUGUGUGAUAUCAACGGUUCAGAUUAGUUUAGUUUGUGGUUUUGUCGGAUUGAAUAAGGUCGAAAUUGUGUCGAAAUAAAUAAAAACUCGAAUGAGUGAAAUAAAUGAAAGAAUUGUGAUGAUGGAUGUUGUUUGUUUUGGUAUUUUGAGUUUCUUUGUCAUUAGCAAUUCUUGGUUGUUUUCUUUCUUUUUCUAAUAUAAAUCAAAUCAGUCACUUGUUAGUGUA
Erythranthe guttata (spotted monkey flower) is the source of this 750-nucleotide messenger RNA. Its product is annotated as PLAT domain-containing protein 3. NCBI's taxonomy places the organism in Eukaryota, Viridiplantae, Streptophyta, Magnoliopsida, Lamiales, Phrymaceae. The record is from RefSeq and is a predicted model, not a curated record. Gene Ontology annotation, molecular function: protein binding.